Molecule: messenger RNA, 2547 nt
Organism: Paramormyrops kingsleyae
Lineage: Eukaryota; Metazoa; Chordata; Actinopteri; Osteoglossiformes; Mormyridae
Product: galanin receptor type 1
Biological process (GO): immune response; G protein-coupled receptor signaling pathway; calcium-mediated signaling
Cellular component (GO): external side of plasma membrane; membrane
Molecular function (GO): C-C chemokine receptor activity; C-C chemokine binding
Source: RefSeq, a predicted model, not a curated record
UCUAGCAACAGAUGUAUACAGUCCAAUUUAUGACCUCUUGAAAGGCUUCCACUUUUUCUCUCUAUGGUUUUCAUCUCAGUUGAGUAAUUUUAUAGCCGCAAUCUCCGUUAUAAAAGGCGCAGGUACUCCAGGCAGGUUCGUGGGUAAAAGUUCAGUAAUUACCUUCUCUCAGAACUUCAGAGGGAACACAUGAGACGGGGAGGACUGGUGGCGGCAGGACGGUACGCAGGGUUGUGUGGCGGGUUGUUAAAACUGGUUCAAAUCUUUAUUUAAUCCAAUUAAUUAUUAUUUAUUUUUUAAAAAUCAGGACCGACUGAUUUAAAAAGCUGUGCUGGCUUGGUUAGCAUGAGACGAGUCAAGCUGACGUCACGACGCGGGCUAGUGAAAGAACAAACGGACAAAACAAAUGAAAUCAAAUAGUGGUUAAUAAGUAAGACUGCAGAGGAAGACACGGGAACAAACAGAGGCUUUAUUUGAGAGGAGUCGGGCUGACGGAAACAGCGCUCCGCCCGGGAUCGGCGUCACGGUUUGGCCGCGGCGACCUGCCUAGCUCAGAUCCAGAGAUCCGACAGGUGCCGAGAGCGCUGGCGACCGGACCCCCCGCCCCGCCGUCCUCACGCCGGCCAGGAACGGAUGCUUCCCCAAGUUGUGGCUGCGGCGGAUGAACUUCGGGAGCGUUCUCGUGUGUCGCUAUCGCGGACGCUUAAUAAUCAACUCCGCACCCUUUACUCUGAGUAGAGCGGUGACUGAACGAGCGCUAACGGCGAGCCCGGAGCCGCGGCAGCCCCUCUGCUGCAGCCGUCGGCCACGGACACACAGAGACCGGCGUAAAGGCUUCUGCAGCGAGCAGGACUGGAAGAAACUAACCCAGCUCUGAUGGGGACGUUUAUUUCGGCAUUGUGAGACUGAAAUUAACAGGCAGAGGCAGAGAGAGUCGCUGACUGAAGGGUCAGAGACCGAGGAGACUCUAACUUGAAGAACGAUGAGCUUUUUAUCUCGGCGAGGCAGAAAGGACCCCACGCCUAAAUCGGACACCUCCCUCCAAACGAAGCCGGGGUCAUCAUAGCCAUCAGCAUCGCCGGUACCAUUCAUCUGCACUGUCUUAAUAAGCCGUGACCAAUCUGCCCCCGAGGGAGAAUUUCAGUGCCGGGUUCCCCAUGGAGAACGCGGAGAACCUGCAGGCGAAUGGCACAUCGCUGGAGGGCACCGCUGUGGAGAGGGUGCUCCUGCCGGUGCUGGAGGUCUUGAUCACGAUGACGGGGCUGCUGGGCCACUCGCUGGUGGUGGUGAUCCUGAUGGGCCGUCGGCGGCAGCGGCGGGGGGGGGGUGCCCACGGCACGGACACACUCCUCCUGGCGCUCAGCGGCGCCGACCUGCUGCUGCUGGUUUGCCUACCGUUUCACACGGCGGCAGCAGCACUGGGCCGCUGGCCCUUUGGUACCGUCCUCUGCAAGGCGGUCAGCUUCCUGGGCACGGCCUGCUCCUGUGCCAGCGCCUUCACCCUGGCCGCACUGGCCGUCUCCCGCUACCUGACGGUAGUGCGUCCCACGUCGGCGCUGCGUGCCCGCGCCCACCGCCACCUCUGGCUGCUGGCCGGCACUCUCUGGCUCCCCGCCGUAGCCCUAGCCGCCCCGCAGUUUGCCUUCCGCGCCAUGGAUCCAUCCAGCCAGCUGUACUGCUUCGCGUUCCUGUCCGACAUCAGCCAGCUGGUCUACAGCAUCGCCUUCUUCCUGAUGGCCUUCGCCCUGCCGCUGGCCGUCAUCAUCCUCAUGUACUCUCGGAUUUACUGGUUCCUGAGGGCGAGGAGGCGCACAGGCCUGGCACCCCAGCUGGAGCGCUACCAGAACCAGGUGACGCGGACCUCGGGGCUGCUGGUGAUAGCCUUCACGCUGUGCUGGCUGCCCUCCUACGUGCUCAUGUUCAGCCUGCUUGGCCGGGGUCUGCACCACGCACCCCGCAACGGCCCCCUGGCCAUCGUGGCCCGCUUGCUCGCCAUCUCCUCCACCGUAGCCAACCCCAUCCUCUACGUCUUCAUGUCGCACAAGUUCCGCAGCGACCUGCUGCGUGUGUGCCGGGGUGCCUCUUGCAGGGGGGGUCCUUCCCGGGGAUGCUGCUGUCCAGGCCGCUCCGCUGACACGGGGAAACACAAUGACCCAGUAGAACUGUCCCCUCCUCCCCAGACUAAGGGGGGGUCAGGCAGAGAAGCUUCCGGAAAACAUCCCCCUGAAGCAGCCGUGGAUACACAGACCGAACGCAGAGGACAGACUAAACCCUGAACAAACCUGCCCGUCGGCGAAACAUUCACACAAAACAGUAAAACCCAAAACCUUUCCGCAUGUGUGUUAAAUACUGCAAGAAAUGAGUCUCUUGCCUUUAUUUGUUCAAUGUAAAAAGAAUUCCAGCUUUUAUCUAGACUGUCCCGAUCAAAAGCGCUGUUUUGGUUUCCCGGCUGGAGCUGAUAAGGGGAACAGCUCUGGGUUCGAAGAAGCCCAGCUGAGGGUGAUCAGCAGCGCGCUGCUCUGCAUGGCCCAGAUGUCGGCUCACGGA